Nerophis lumbriciformis (worm pipefish) is the source of this 903-nucleotide messenger RNA. NCBI's taxonomy places the organism in Eukaryota, Metazoa, Chordata, Actinopteri, Syngnathiformes, Syngnathidae. The record is from RefSeq and is a predicted model, not a curated record.
AUGCCAGUGUCCAGGGAGAAGAUGCGGCCGUGGUUGGUGAGGAUGAUCGAGUCCAAAAGUGUGGCCGGUCUGACUUGGUUGGACAAGGAGAAGACCAUGUUCUCCAUUCCUUGGAAGCAUGCGGCUCGCCACGGCUGGGACAUGAAUAAGGAUGCGUCUUUGUUCAAGAUGUGGGCCAUCCACACAGGAAAAUACAUGGAGGGCAACUCUCCCGAUGCCAAGACGUGGAAGGCCAACUUCCGCUGCGCCAUGAACUCGCUUCCCGACAUCGAGGAGGUAAAGGACAAGAGUGUCAACAAGGGCCAGUCGGCCAUGCGGGUCUUCCGGAUACUGCCCCAGAAACCUAAAGAAAAACGAAGCAAAGCAAAAGCUAAGUCCAGGAAGCAGGUCAAAUUUGUGGCCGAGGACAGUGACUACAGCGAUACCCAAUCACCACUUAACCCUCAGCGGUUGCAUGAUGAACUGCCGUCCCCUCAGGAGAAUGUGGUGGACAGCACGGUGGGCGUGAACAAUAAAGAAGGUUUUAAUCCAUUUGAGUUGAACGCGCACCUGCCCGGCAGCUUUGAAGAGAAAUUUCAAAUUUCACCUGAACACAGCCCCGAUUACGAAUACGACAUAGUGGAGAUUUGCCAGCAACUGGAAAGAGAAGCACAGAAAAUGAAUUUUUAUGACAACAAGGAGUUCCUGAGUCCGCACUACAGUCCAGGGAGCCAAUGGAGCGAUUCCUCAGCCGACGACUCGGAUGAACCGUCGCGAAUGUACACCACGCUGAGCACGGAAAUCCCCUUGUCAUCGUACGACUCCUGGAGCGACCUCCACUCCCAGUCAUUCGGCAGCUUCCGUUCAGAACCCAACGACGUUUCUUCAUUGGACUUUACGAAUUUUUCUCCAUUUAUAAUGUGA